Poeciliopsis prolifica (blackstripe livebearer) is the source of this 2217-nucleotide messenger RNA. Its product is annotated as P2Y purinoceptor 3. The transcript is spliced from 3 exons. Bases 378 to 1466 code for a protein of 362 amino acids. NCBI's taxonomy places the organism in Eukaryota, Metazoa, Chordata, Actinopteri, Cyprinodontiformes, Poeciliidae. The record is from RefSeq and is a predicted model, not a curated record. Gene Ontology annotation, cellular component: plasma membrane. Gene Ontology annotation, molecular function: G protein-coupled UDP receptor activity; G protein-coupled ADP receptor activity; G protein-coupled UTP receptor activity. Gene Ontology annotation, biological process: cellular response to pyrimidine ribonucleotide; phospholipase C-activating G protein-coupled receptor signaling pathway.
CGCAGAAAGCCCGUGAACCAGUCAAACAAGGGAACAUCUCUAAAGGCGUCUUGAAAGUACCAGCUCUGCUCUGGGGCCAUGUUGAAGUUCAGAGACUGUCUGUCCGCGUGCUUGUUGAACCGCGGUGUGUCGUAACCCUAGGAGAGAAACGCGCGCGCGCCGCUUCACGUUGCGGUGCAAAAUCAACAGCGCGCGAAGUGCAGCAGGCAGGCAGGCAGGUCGGCAGGUCCGGGAGAGAAAGACAGACAAUAGACCUGCUUCUCCCUCACUGCGGUGCGUUUUGCUCCACGUUGUGAUUCAGAAGAACUUCGAGAGCGAAGAAGUCGCUCCCUCAUGGAUAGCUCGAGUUCUGGUUAAGGCUGUUCAGGGAUGUGAAGAUGCAACAUUUUCUCAACUCCUCCCCUACUGAGUCGCUACUCUCAAGAGCAAUCACUUUGGACCUGCUCUCCACCAAUUUAGAAUCAGAACCAAACACCACACAUGUCUCUGUCAGCAGCUUCAGCAACGCCAGCUCCUUACGUUGCACAUACAAGGAAGACUUUAAGAAGAUUUUACUCCCUGCGGUGUACGUUGUCGUUUUUGUGCUCGGCCUUCCUCUCAACGCCGUCGUCAUACUGAAGAUAUGGAGGACGAGGCCCCACGUCUCCCGGAACAACAUCUACAUGCUCAACUUGGCCAUAGCUGACUUUCUGUAUGUGAUGUCACUUCCUUUACUCAUCUACAACUAUGCCAGCCAUGACUACUGGCCCUUUGGGGAGUUUGCCUGUAAACUGGUCAGGUUUCAGUUCUACAGUAAUCUGCAUGGCAGCAUCCUCUUCCUCACCUGCAUCAGUGUGAAUCGCUACAUCGGGAUUUGCCACCCCUUCACCAUGUGGCUCAAAGAAGGCGGCCGAAGGAUGGCGUGGGGAAUCUGCGCAGGGGUGUGGGUGGUGGUCCUCUUCCUCUGUGCACCAACUUUCAACUUUGCUGCGACAGGAAUCCAGCGCAACCGCACUGUGUGUUAUGAUCUGAGCACGCCGAAGCGCUCAGUGGAUUACUAUCCCUACGGCAUGGCUCUGACCUUCCUCGGCUUCUUGCUUCCUUUUCUCGGCGUAAUGGUCUGCUACUGCCGGAUGGCGCACAUCCUCUGCCGCCCCGUGUCCUACCACGGGGUCUCGGUAGCCACGGGGGAGAAGCGAGACAGGGCUGUGAGGAUGAUCCUUGUGGUGGCGGCCGUGUUCUGUGUAAGCUUUCUGCCCUUCCACCUUACUAAAACUAUGUACCUCGUGGUGCGUACUUUGCCCAGUGCCCCCUGUGAGAUGAGGAACUUGUUCGCAAUCAUCUAUAAGUGCACAAGGCCAUUUGCCAGCAUGAACAGUUUGCUGGACCCUAUAUUGUUUUACUUUACCCAACCGCGAUACCGCAAGAGCACUAAGAGGUUUAUGCUCAAAGUGACCUCCCUCAGGGACAAGGGAACCGCAGUGUGAGCACAUCCCAUUUUGACUACGUCUGUCAUUAGCUGUUCUUUUUCCAUUUUAACAACCAUUUAGUAAGAAAGUCCUUGAAGACUUAAAUGAAUGGAAUACAGUCAAAUUAUCAGCCACAACAAACAAGGUUUGGGGUGCGUUCCUGAUUUUCAAAUGAAGAGAUUGUAACCUGUAACUGAUCAGCAUUAAACACACACAAAAAAUAUGCCUUAGAGGUUAUUUUGUCAUUGCACUUGCUAUAGUAAUACAGAGUGAAAUUUAAAAAGUCUUUUUUUGCAACUUAAAUCAUCAUUUUGUUUUUACAUCUUUACAUUUGUUCAGCACAAAAAUAUGUUGAAGCUGUAAAGCAUGUAGUUUCAUGUUUUCACCACUGGAGGUCGUGUGCACUCCACUGCAUCCAAACACUGGCUCUGGCUUGAACGUAAUCAAUAUGAUUUAUUCAGCACGGAUCACAUUAUCUGCACUGCAGUUAAUUAUGAACCAGUUACAACCAAAGUCCAGCUUGUAGUGCAUUAACUUUGGCAGUUUGGACAUUGUUUUAUUGAAAGUACAUUUUAAUGUUGGAAGUGACAUUAAUAUCACGUAUUAAUGAAGCAAAGAACUUUUUCAGAAGUAACAAAAUGGCGAUUUAUGGGCCUAAAUGCAAGGCUUAAAGUAAGUUUAACCUUUCUGCUUCUAAGGAGUCUGUAAGAAAGACGUACCUCUGUAAAAAAAAAACAUAUUUACCCCCCAACUUAUCAACUUAAAGGAA